CUUGUCCCAAACGUUGUUGCCCUGUUACACCAGCAAAACCAAUCCCCAACUUCUCUGCUGCUGUCAACACCACCACCACCACUACAACGACUGUCGCCGCCACCACCUCCACCAGCCGUUUUGCGUUAUAGCCAUCCCAAUUAACCACACUAAUAUUGUCACCACCACCACUACCACCACUACUACUAUUACUACUACUACUGACAACCUCUGCUUUUGUUGCUGCUGCUGCUGCUGCUGCUGCUCUCCCUACUAUCACGACCACGUCGUCCUCGACGUCAACGACAAGCAAAGCAAUAAGGACGACGGAGACGGAGACACUCGAAGAAGGAGACACAAAAUAAGGGGAAAGCGUUGAGUGUACCCGGAAGAUUUGUUGGGGAUUAGAACGGCAGGCCACACCUGAACAACAGUGUUGGUCAUCUGGAUGAAAUAAAACACUUGGAUACUUUAAAGACAAGUUUAGUUUUGGAUUUUUGAAGCUUUCUGCCAUAAUGCCUCCUGGUCGUGAAGCCCUCCCUUUAACAGCAUUGGUGAUCCCUUUACUUGUAGGCCUCUAUGUGCCCACAGUAAUAUCACGUUCCCGUGGUGCACCAAACUGUGAAGACUUGACACCGCAUCAUCAUCAUAAACCGGCUCAAACAUCAAAUCCACCCUAUUCAGUUGAUUUCUCUCCUCAGGAUUUUAAGGGUGGAGACACUAUUACAGUUACAGUCAAAGGGACGGCAGGAAGAAUUUUCAAAGGAUUUGUUAUUGCGGCUCGAAUAGAUAACAGCAAUGAAAACUACGGCACUUUUACAGCUGUGCCGAACACAACAGCAGUGUCCAGUUGUUUGAAACCCAAUUCUGCCCUCACUCAUUCAACAAGUUCUGAAAAAAGCAGUUUAUCUUUCAAUUGGACAUCACCAAUGGAUAUUCCUCCUGGCCUACAUUUCAAAUCUUCAUUUGUCGAAUCAUAUUCAGUUUUCUGGGCCAAUCUGAAAACCCCUCUUCUUCCAACACCUACUGGUAUGCCAGUAACCCCCACCAGUGUUCCAGGAAAAAGCAGAAAUUCAUGGAAAUGCAGUGAAAAAUUUGAGUGCCAAGUUUCUUGGGAAAUGGAUGAGGCCUCCAAAACCAUAAAUUUUGAGUUCAACUUGAAAGUUACAAAUGAUCGAUCUUAUAUUGCACUUGGCCUCUCAGAAGAUGAUGAUAUGGGGAGCGACAGUGUGAUGGAAUGUCUGUACUAUAAUGGUCAAGUCAAGGGACAAUAUUCUUACAACGAAGGAAUACGUAACUCUAAGGUGACUGAUUUAACUCUUAACAAUGGAAAAUAUGUUAAUGGCUUAAUGACCUGCAAUUUCACACGAGAUAAUGUUAUGAACAAUUCUAAAAUCUUCAAUAUUGGACAAAAACAAUGGUAUUUAUUGGCAGCUGCUGGACCAGUAAAAGACGGAUUUAUGAAACGAAAACACACCUUUACAGCUACAACCAGCGGAAAGGUUGACUUCUCGAAACAAAAUCCGGUGGAUUCUGAGGAAGAGGAAAUUCUGACUCAUCUGCACGGUGUGUCCAUGAUUGUGGCUUGGGUAUUCUUUGCUUCUGUUGGAAUAUUUGCUGCUCGUUAUUCAAAAUCCGUUAACAAGAAACUCUGCAAGAUUAUGCUGUGGUUCCAGCUCCACAGAACUUUCAUGGUUCUAGCUAUGUUGUUGACCAUUCUAGGAUUCAUCUUAAUCUUUAUUCAGAAUGAAGGCGAAUACAGUGAACUUCAGGGCUCAUCAGCAAAAGCUCAUCCCAUAAUUGGAAUCAUUGUUACCAUUUUCGUCAUUAUCAAUCCCAUCUUAGGCUAUUUUAGGCCGGGAAAAGAUCAUCCGAAGCGGAUUUAUUUUAACUGGGUCCACAGCAUGAUCGGCACCAUUUUGAUGAUUCUUGCUGAUGUCACAAUAUUUAUUGGAGUUUUGAUGCACAGCAAGAUGGAGAAUGUAGAGAGAAUGUACGACGCUUUUGUCAUUGAAAUGAGUUUGUUUUUGGUCUACAAAUUCGUUGCUGGUUGUGGAAUGGAAAUAAUGGAAUAUUGUAACCAAGAUGAGGAGGAGGCAGAAGAUCACAGUAUUAAACCGAUGUUUUGGAAUAGGCUAAGAGGCACAUUUGGUUAUGAUAAAGUGUCUGCAUAUGAAAUGAACACACCUGGACAGAAUAAGCCACCUGAACCGGAAGUUAAUAAGGAGGAAAAGGUGAAGACCAUAAUGUUGUUGGUCCACACAGUAAUAUGUCUAGCAUUCACCAUUUCACUCAUUGCUACUUUGUUUAUGAAACCUUGAUACAUUCCAAAGAUCCAGAUACGUGUAUCAGCCCCACCCCUGCCAUUCUCUGAUCAGGCAAAGCUCUUCAAAUCAGCUCAAAUAAAUAUGAACAUUUCUUUCUGUGAUACCAAGCCAAAGAGAAAGGGUAGGAAAGGAAUUAGUUAAUUCAGCCAACCCUCACACUAUCACUGGUAUGGUGACUUAUCUUUAUUAACCGUAAAUGAAUAGAGAUCAGAAUCUCAUCUGGUGAAAUUCCAGCUCAGAACAUUGGACCAAAGAAAAAUGGAACUAAAUAUCACAGAAACAUUUUGUCCUGCAACUCUGCUAACCACUACACUUACUAAUGAUAAUAAUAAUAAUGAUAAUAAUAUAAUAAUAAUAAUAAAAAUAGUAAUCUACAAAUAA
This is a messenger RNA of Octopus sinensis (East Asian common octopus), 2687 nucleotides long. RefSeq names its product putative ferric-chelate reductase 1. The coding region runs from base 495 to 2300 and encodes 601 amino acids. Lineage: Eukaryota; Metazoa; Mollusca; Cephalopoda; Octopoda; Octopodidae. The transcript is spliced from 18 exons. Gene Ontology annotation, molecular function: oxidoreductase activity, acting on metal ions. The record is from RefSeq and is a predicted model, not a curated record.